UCUUUGGUAACAAGAAAGGUUUCCUGUACUUUCACUAUUUAUACACACAACCCCCUUACCCAAACCCUCACAAAUCCCCAAAUUCACCCAAUUCUUCGAUCUCAAUUCACGAAUCAAUCAACAUGAGCAAUCAAGCGGAAUCAUCGGACUCUAAGGGCACAAAGCGCGACUUCAGUACGGCGAUUCUUGAACGGAAGAAGGCUGCUAACAGGCUGGUUGUUGAUGAAGCUGUUAAUGAUGAUAACUCUGUUGUUGCGUUGCAUCCUGAGACCAUGGAAAAGCUUCAGCUUUUUAGAGGAGAUACUAUUCUGAUUAAGGGAAAGAAGCGUAAAGACACUAUUUGCAUUGCUCUUGCUGAUGACACUUGUGAAGAGCCAAAAAUCAGAAUGAACAAGGUUGUCAGGGCUAACCUACGUGUCAGGCUCGGUGAUGUGGUCUCCGUCCACCAAUGCCCCGAUGUCAAGUACGGCAAACGGGUGCAUAUCCUUCCAGUUGACGAUACGAUCGAAGGCGUUACUGGCAAUCUCUUCGAUGUGUAUCUAAAACCGUACUUUUUGGAAGCAUACCGGCCCGUGAGGAAAGGCGACUUUUUCCUCGUUAGGGGAGGAAUGCGAGCGGUUGAAUUCAAAGUUAUUGAAACGGAUCCUGCAGAAUACUGUGUGGUUGCACCGGAUACCGAGAUCUUCUGUGAAGGUGAGCCUAUCAGAAGGGAGGACGAAGAUCGAUUGGACGAAAUCGGUUAUGAUGAUGUCGGUGGGGUCCGCAAACAGAUGGCGCAAAUCCGUGAGCUCGUGGAGUUGCCGUUAAGACACCCGCAGCUUUUCAAGUCAAUCGGUGUCAAACCACCGAAAGGAAUCCUUCUUUAUGGGCCUCCUGGAUCCGGUAAGACUUUGAUAGCCCGGGCUGUCGCAAACGAAACCGGUGCGUUCUUUUUCUGUAUAAACGGGCCCGAAAUCAUGUCGAAGAUGGCUGGAGAAAGUGAGAGUAACCUCCGAAAAGCGUUUGAGGAAGCCGAGAAGAACGCUCCGUCGAUUAUCUUCAUCGACGAAAUCGAUUCCAUCGCUCCGAAAAGAGAUAAAACAAACGGAGAAGUUGAACGAAGAAUCGUCUCGCAGCUUUUGACUCUAAUGGACGGGUUAAAAUCACGUGCUCACGUUAUCGUUAUGGGCGCAACCAACCGUCCCAACAGCAUUGACCCUGCGUUGAGGCGAUUUGGCCGGUUUGACCGCGAAAUCGAUAUCGGUGUUCCUGAUGAAGUCGGUCGUCUCGAGGUGCUCCGCAUUCAUACCAAGAACAUGAAGUUGGCGGAAGACGUCGACUUGGAAAAGAUUUCGAAAGAGACGCAUGGGUAUGUCGGUGCUGACUUGGCGGCGUUGUGUACGGAGUCAGCUCUUCAGUGUAUUCGUGAGAAGAUGGAUGUGAUUGAUUUGGAAGACGAGUCGAUUGACGCUGAGAUUCUUAACUCAAUGGCGGUUACGAAUGAGCACUUUCAAACUGCUCUUGGUACGAGUAACCCGUCUGCUCUUCGUGAAACGGUUGUCGAAGUUCCUAACGUUAGCUGGGAAGAUAUCGGUGGGCUCGAAAACGUUAAACGAGAGCUCCAAGAGACUGUGCAAUAUCCGGUUGAACACCCUGAAAAAUUCGAGAAAUUCGGUAUGUCACCAUCUAAAGGAGUUCUGUUUUACGGGCCACCCGGGUGUGGUAAAACGCUUCUAGCCAAGGCUAUAGCCAAUGAAUGCCAAGCUAACUUCAUCAGCAUCAAGGGUCCAGAAUUGCUAACCAUGUGGUUCGGUGAAAGUGAAGCUAAUGUUCGUGAGAUCUUUGAUAAGGCCCGUGGGUCCGCCCCUUGUGUUCUGUUUUUCGAUGAGCUCGACUCCAUUGCUACCCAGAGAGGAAGUAGUCAAGGAGAUGCGGGAGGUGCAGCUGAUAGGGUGUUGAAUCAACUUUUGACUGAAAUGGACGGGAUGUCAGCUAAAAAGACGGUUUUCAUUAUCGGUGCAACUAACCGUCCUGACAUCAUCGAUCCAGCUCUUUUGAGGCCCGGUCGUCUUGAUCAGUUAAUUUACAUUCCUCUCCCUGACGAGGAAUCACGUUACUCGAUCUUUAAAUCUGCUUUAAGGAAGUCACCCGUUGCGAAAGAAGUUGAUCUUCACGCACUUGCUAAGUACACUCAGGGAUUCAGUGGGGCUGACAUCACCGAAAUCUGCCAGCGUGCAGUUAAAUACGCUAUCCGUGAGAACAUUGAGAAGGAUAUUGAGAGGGAGAAACGGAGGAGUGAGAACCCGGAGGCGAUGGAGGAGGACGUGGAGGAUGAGGUGCCGGAGAUCAAGGCGGCGCAUUUUGAAGAAUCGAUGAAGUUUGCACGAAGGAGUGUUAGUGAUGCUGACAUUCGUAAGUACCAGGCAUUUGCUCAGACUCUGCAGCAGUCUAGAGGUUUCGGGUCGGAGUUUAGGUUCUCUGAGACUAGCGGUGCGGCGGCUGGUGCCGGUGGCUCAGACCCUUUUGCUGCUUCUGCUGGUGCGGCUGAUGAUGAUGAUUUAUAUAACUAGCUUUAAAGCAUGACACUCUUUAUCUUGAACUUUUGUAAUUUAUGUAAACUUUAUGCUUUUGUUUUACAAGACUAAUUCUCCCUUGUUUCAUGCUUUGGUUAUUUACUUUGAUGAGACAGUGAACGUUUCUGAAAUGCUUAUGAAAGAACUUUGUAAAUCGUCUUUA
Helianthus annuus (common sunflower) is the source of this 2715-nucleotide messenger RNA. Its product is annotated as cell division control protein 48 homolog D. Lineage: Eukaryota; Viridiplantae; Streptophyta; Magnoliopsida; Asterales; Asteraceae. Gene Ontology annotation, molecular function: ATP binding; ATP hydrolysis activity; polyubiquitin modification-dependent protein binding. Bases 123 to 2549 code for a protein of 808 amino acids. Gene Ontology annotation, biological process: retrograde protein transport, ER to cytosol; mitotic spindle disassembly; autophagosome maturation. Gene Ontology annotation, cellular component: cytosol; nucleus; VCP-NPL4-UFD1 AAA ATPase complex. The transcript is spliced from 7 exons. The record is from RefSeq and is a predicted model, not a curated record.